AUAUCACCUAUCAAUUAAGCGUAUGUCCUAUUGGAAAUCCGGCGAAUUAAAAUGGACGAAUUCAGCAUGUUAACGAAGGAUUUUAAUUUCCGGCAACAAGGAAAACUCGCUCCGAUGAAAUCGCCGUCGUCUUCAUCAUCAAAUUCCGACGGAAAAUAUACACAUAACGACGCCGUUUUUGGCAAACCUACUACAAAAUUCACAAACAGCACAAACUCUAAAUCCACACCGUCUAUUUCGGAUUUCAGUUACGAUUCAUUUUUCAGUAAUAAAGAAGAUACAAUAAGUAAACGUCAUGUUUCGAAUUCGAAUUCGAAUUCACCGUUUUAUGAUAAACCGGUAUAUGAUGAUGAUAUGUUUAAACCGGUUUCUUCUUCGGUAUCGAAUAAGAGAAGUGAUGAUUUUAAUGUAUUUUUCGGUAGUCCGGAAAAGGCGGAACCGGUUAUCCGGAGACCGAGUGGGUUAGAUGAUUUGAUACCGGAAUUUGGAAGUCCUGUGUCUAGUAGCAGAUGGAGUUCGGACCUAAGGUCUACAUCAACUAGAAAAUCUAGUGCAGCAGAUGACCCCUUUGUGGUUUUAGAAUCUAUGUCAACCCCUGUUGCUUCAUCCCAGGCUCUCUUCACAGAUCCACUUGAAGAGAUCACCAAAAUUAGUAAAUCCCAGAGCACAAAACCUGGAGCAUCAUCACCAAGUAGAGAGCCAAUGGACGAAUCUUUGUUUGCAUACCCUGAGAGGCAACCACAGGUGCCUUUUGAUGAUCUCCAAGACUCUCAUCAGUCCGUCUUUGACAUGCCACCUGUUUAUAGGGAUUCCCGUAGAUCUUUUAAUCAAGCUACCUCCACAGCUUCACAUACUGAGACAAUCUCUCAGGUGGAAACUUCUCCCAAAUUAGAUGAGUAUGUGCAGCAUGCUGAUGACAUAUGGCUCACUGUGUCAGAAAUCCCUCUGUCCACGCCUGUUACUAGGGCCCCACCACCUUCAAGACCCCCUCCUUCAAUACCAAGACGUACUAAAAGUUCUGAAAGAAGUUCAUAUGCUUCAAGUACCAGAACAUUUGAUAAUGAUUUCUCUUCAUUAUCCAGUUCUGUGAAAUACUCUCAAAAUGAAAAUGCUUCUAGAAAUAAAGAACCUGUGCAAGUAGAUAGGGAUGAACACACUAUGGAUGAGGAGAUAACACGACAACAAGAGAGGGAAGAGGAAAGAAGGUUUGAGACAGAGAGGAUAAGGGAGAUUGACAGGGAGAAAGCCAGACAAGCUGUAGAGAGGGCUAAUAGGGAAGUUCGUGAACGAGCAGCCUCUGAAGCUCGCUUAAAGGCUGAGAGGGCCGCUGUUCAGAGAGCACAGACUGAGGCUCGUGAAAGGGCUUCUAUUGAGGCUAGAGAAAGAGCAGAACGAGCCGCUGCAGAAGCCAAGGAACGGGCUGCAGCAGAAAAAGCUGCUGCGGAAGCCAAGGAGAAAGAAGCAAAGGAGAAAGCUGCUGUUGCAAAGUCCCAAGCAGAAGCAAGGCGUAGAGCAGAACGUGCUGUUGUAGAAAAGGUCACUGCCGAGGCUCGAGAAAGAGCCGCUUCAGAAGCUCGAGAGAGAGCUGCUGCAGAAGCUCGAGAGAAAGCGGCUGCAGAAGCUCAAGAGAGAGCCGCUGCAGAAGCUCAAGAAAGGGCUGCUGCUACCGCCAAGAUGAACCAACGAAAGAAUGAUAAUGACUUUGAUUCUUUUUUUACCAUGGAUUCCCGACCAAGCAUUGUGCCAAAAGCAAGGGCAACAACAACUGACUCUGCAACUGAUCAAGCUCCUGAUGUCAGAAAAGCAUCUUCCACCACCAAUUUUGAUGAUCUUAGCUCAAUUUUUGGAGUACCUUCCUCUGCUGAAGAAUUCCAAAAUGUUGAAGCGGAAACCGAGGAAAGACGCAGGGCUAGGUCGGAAAGACAGCAACGCACUCAGGAGCGUACGGCUAAAGCUCUAGCAGAAAAAAAUCAACGAGAUCUGCAAGUUCAGAAGGAACAGGAAGAAAGACAUAGGGUUUCUGCUACUUUGGAUGUCGAAAUCAAGCGUUGGGCUGCAGGGAAGGAAGGAAAUCUUCGUGCAAUGUUAUCAACCUUACAAUAUGUUCUUUGGACUGAAUGUGGUUGGCAACCUAUUUCCUUGACUGAUUUGAUUACUGGUGCCAGUGUGAAAAAGGCAUACAGAAAGGCUACUCUGUGUAUCCAUCCUGAUAAAGUGCAACAAAAGGGAGCUAAUCUUCAACAGAAAUAUGUGGCUGAAAAGGUUUUUGACCUCCUUAAGGAAGCUUGGAACAAGUUCAAUUCUGAGGAGCUUUUUUAAUCCUCCAAUAAAAUGACUACAUUUUUCUGUAAAGAGAUGCAUUGGUUGUUCAAAUACUGGAUACAAAAGCACAUCUUCCCAUCUCAAUUCGGUUGAGCAAAAUGUAAUGCAGACCUUUUCAGGUGUGCACAUAGACUGUACAAUACGUGUGGGUUGCAUAUCGUCGUAUGCAAAAGGUGGUGUGGUCUCUCUGCCUUUUUGCCUCUCGUUUUCAUCUAUUUGGCAUCUCUUCUGCGAUUCUGGUGUUUUUCUACGGAAAUAGAAGGGUAGGAAAUUGUAAUGGGUUUCAGGGUAUAUCUGUUCCAUCUGUUUCUAAUUUUGUAUAGUUAUUUUCUCUUGAUCCUAUUCUUUUAUUCAUUGGCGGUUUCUAUUUUCAAA
This is a messenger RNA of Erigeron canadensis, 2697 nucleotides long. RefSeq names its product auxilin-related protein 2-like. Gene Ontology annotation, cellular component: cytoplasm; intracellular membrane-bounded organelle; vesicle. The record is from RefSeq and is a predicted model, not a curated record. Gene Ontology annotation, molecular function: clathrin binding. The coding region runs from base 52 to 2319 and encodes 755 amino acids. The transcript has 8 exons. Gene Ontology annotation, biological process: clathrin-dependent endocytosis; clathrin coat disassembly. Lineage: Eukaryota; Viridiplantae; Streptophyta; Magnoliopsida; Asterales; Asteraceae.